UCUCAGAAUGACAAUUCUAGGUACAGCUUUUGGUAUGUUUUUUUAUUUGCUUCAAGUCGUUUCUGGAGAAAGUGGCUAUGCACAGAAUGGAGACUUGGAAGAUGCGGAACCCGAUGACUACUCUUUCUCCUGCUACAGUCAGUUAGAGGUGAAUGGAUUCCAUCACGCACUGACCUGUGCUUUUGACGACCCAGACAUCAAUAGCACCAAUCUAGAAUUUGAAAUAUGGACAGCUGAGGUUAAACCAGAGGCUCCUUUUGAUGUAAAUGUUGUCUAUCGUGACGGAGCACAUGACUUUGUGGUGACAUUUAAUACAUCACAUUUGCAAAAGAAGUAUGUAAAAAAAUUAAUGCAUGAUGUAGCCUACCGCCAGGAAAAGGAGGAAAACAACUGGAUGCACGUGAAUUUGUCCAGCACAAAGCUGACCCUCCUGCAGAGAAAGCUGCAACAUGAUGCAAUAUAUGAAGUUAAAGUCCGAUCCAUCCCUUACUCCCUCGACUAUUUUGAGGGCAUCUGGAGCGAAUGGAGUCCUAGUUACCACUUCAGAACUCCUCCAGUGAAUCUUCCAGAGGAGAUGGAUCUUGUGUUACUAACCAUCAGCAUUUCGAGUUUCUUCUCUGUGGCUCUCUUGGUCAUCUUGGCCUGUGUGUUAUGGAAAAGAAGGAUUAAGCCUGUUGUAUGGCCCAAUCUCCCAGAUCAUAAGAAGACACUGGAACAACUGUGUAAGAAACCGGGAAAGAAUUUGAAUGUGAGUUUCAAUCCUGAAAGUUUCCUGGACUGUCAGAUUCACAAGGUGGAUGGCAUUCAGUCUAGAGAUGAAGCAGAAAGCUUUCUACAAGAAGCGUUUUCCCCACAGCUAGAGGAGUCUGAGAAGCAGAGGUUUGGAGGGGGUGUGCAGGGCCCCCGCUGGCCAUCUGAGCAUACAGUCAUCACUCCAGAAACUAUUAGAGGAGAGUCACCCCUUGGGUGCCCAGCCAGGAAUGGCAGUGCAUGUGAUACCCAAGUACUCUCCUCCUCCAGGUCCCCAGAGACUGGCCAGAAUGGGCCUCAUGUGUACCAGGGCCUCCUGCUUAGCCCUGGGACUACAAACAGCCUCCUCACCCCUCCAUUUCCUCUCCAGUCUGGAAUCCUGACAUUGAACCCAAUUGUUCAGGGCCAACCCAUCCUCACUUCCCUGGGACCAAGUCCAGAAGAAGCCUAUGUCACCAUGUCCAGUUUCUACCAAAACCAGUAAGUAAAUUGUGAGAAGACAAGACUGAGCCCACCAUGACCAACAAAGGUGGUGGAUA
This is a messenger RNA of Otolemur garnettii (small-eared galago), 1289 nucleotides long. It is a transcript of the gene IL7R, whose product is annotated as interleukin 7 receptor. Bases 8 to 1234 code for a protein of 408 amino acids. Gene Ontology annotation, cellular component: membrane; external side of plasma membrane. The transcript is spliced from 8 exons. Gene Ontology annotation, molecular function: cytokine receptor activity; protein binding. NCBI's taxonomy places the organism in Eukaryota, Metazoa, Chordata, Mammalia, Primates, Galagidae. The record is from RefSeq and is a predicted model, not a curated record. Gene Ontology annotation, biological process: hemopoiesis; cytokine-mediated signaling pathway; positive regulation of receptor signaling pathway via JAK-STAT.